This is a messenger RNA of Rotaria sp. Silwood2, 417 nucleotides long. The record is from the annotation of a GenBank genome assembly. Lineage: Eukaryota; Metazoa; Rotifera; Eurotatoria; Philodinida; Philodinidae.
AUGAAACGUUCAUUCAAGUGUUAUAUAGGUGCACGUGUGGUACUUGCUGAUUACAAUAUAGAAAAAGGUAAUCAAGUCGUAAAACAACUUAAAGUUAAAACUGGAUAUGAUGUUGAUGUUUUCGCAGUAAAUCCUAGUUGGGUAUGGACAUCAAUUCAAGCAUCGAUGCCAGAAGUUAUUGGACAUAUUCUAUUUAUUAUUUUUUAUCCGAUAUUAUAUAUACUUGAAUUUAUCUUAGCUAAAACACCGAAGACAGGUGCGCGAACAAGUGUUUUUUGUACUGUUGAACCAACUCUACAGCAUCGUCAUGACUUCUAUUUCGAAGAUUGUGCUGUUGAAACAGUUUCAUCUUUAUGUACAAAUUAUGAAUUAGCUAAUCAAUUAUGGAAGCUAAGUUAUGAAGCAGUUGGAAUGUAA